UCUCAAAUAAAAUUUCUCUCUAUAAAAGGCCAUUGCCAUUCGAAGGCAUAAAUGUUUUAUAAGUAGAGAGAAGAAAGAAGAGUGGCCUGCUUUGCAACACCUUUGAGGCCCGAAGCAAUCAAUAAUGGGAAAGGAAUCAAAGGAAGAGGCGAGAGAGGAGAAGAAAGAGGAGGAGAAGAAAGAAGAAGAGGGGCAAGAGAUAGUACUCAAGGUUGAUAUGCACUGUGAAGGAUGUGCUAGAAAGGUUGCCAAGUCUUUGAGAGGCAUUGAAGGGGUUGAGGAAAUAAAGGUAGAUAGCAAGACGAGAAUGGUGGUGGUGAAGGGAAGAAGUGCAGAUCCACUGAAAGUCUGUGAGAGAGUUCAGAAAAAGACUAGAAGGAAGGUAGAGAUUAUUUCUCCUCUCCCCAAGCCACCAGAAGAGGAGAGGAAGGAUGAGGCCAAAGCACCAUCUGAGGAAAACAAAAAUCCGAAGCCAGUUACUGUAAUUUUGAAGGUCAGGAUGCACUGUGAAGCGUGCGCCUUAGUUUUGCAGAGGAGGAUAAAGAAGAUAAAUGGUGUAGAAUCAGUGGAGACAGAUCUCACAAAUGAUCAGGUGAUGGUCAAAGGAUUUGUAGAUCCAACAAAUUUGAUUGAAAAUGUAUAUCGAAGAACAGGAAAAAAAGCUUUAAUAAUCCCAGCAGAAGAGAAGAAAGAGGAGGAUAAUAAGCCUUCAGAGGAGAAGAAAGAAGAGACAACUGAUCAGGAUGAAAAAAAGAUAAAUGCCAAAAAACUGGAAUAUGUGGCCCCAAAUUUGUUCUCGGAAUAUGCCUACACUUACCCACCUGAAAUAUUUAGUGAUGAGAAUCCAAAUGCUUGCAGUAUUGUGUAGGUGACAUACUUGUGUAUGUGCAUAAUGUUGUUAAUGUUAAUUAUUUGGAACUUUGAACUCUCUUAUCCCUUUUGUUUGUUAGUAAUAGUCUGAAAAUUGUGUUGAGGUAUGUAAGAAUAUUUUGUGUUGACACAUUAACUAAGAUAAAA
Molecule: messenger RNA, 1017 nt
Organism: Phalaenopsis equestris
Lineage: Eukaryota; Viridiplantae; Streptophyta; Magnoliopsida; Asparagales; Orchidaceae
Product: heavy metal-associated isoprenylated plant protein 7-like
Exons: 6
Coding region: 125-868 (247 amino acids)
Molecular function (GO): metal ion binding
Source: RefSeq, a predicted model, not a curated record